AUGGUUGAAGCAGUGGUUUAUUUAAGUGAAGAUAUGAAGGCCUUAAAUGGUGGACAAAGAACGAGUUACAUGGCCGAUGGGAAACUUCUCUACACUGAUGAUGGUACUCGAUCUGGAACAAAGAUGGAUGUAGCUCGGCAGUUGAUGCGAACUAAAUGUACCAAUGUUAUUAAUGACUUCAUCAAUGGUGUCGGUUUCAAAUUAAAGUUUGUAGAGGACUCUUAUGAUCCAUUGAGAAUUUCAUUUCUAGCAGCAUUGGACUCGAUUGAAGCUUCUUCGGAUUCUGAAAAAUGGAAAUGGAAGAAAUCUGCUUCUAGCAGAUUUUUGGGUGGCUCGGUGUUCUGUUGUGAUGGUCUAUCAAAUGGGGAUGUGCAACAAUGCAAUAAUCGUUUUUGGAGAGAUUCUGUUAGUGACGUGGCUUUGAAGUUGUGGGAGAAGGCGACUGAUUUUGGGGUGGUUGAAGGUGACGAUGUUGAUUUUCAUGGUGAAGCAAUUAGAUGUUUGGAACUUAAUGACCAAAUGUGGGGGGUGGAGGCGGCGAUUAAAGAUUUGAAUGCUUUGGAUUUUGAGGUAGCUAAUGAGGGAUCUUUGGAUGCUGAGGAAAUGGCUCAUAAGAGGUCUUUGACUACAAGUAAGAUCGAUCUUUUGAGAGCAACAGAUGAGUUUUAUCGAACUUCUUGUGUUCCUGAAGUGAUUACAAGGUCUUUUAUUGUCUUGAUCCCUAAAGUUGAUAAUCCUCAAGCUCUUGAUAAGUUUAGGCCUAUUUGCUUAAUGGGAAGUGUACAAUUGUUGGAUGGUGUCCUAGUUUUGAAUGAAGUGGUGGAUUUUACUAAGAGUGCAAAAAGGAAGUGUGAGUUGGUAAAAGUGGUCUCUGAAAAAGCUUAUGAUUGUGUCUUUUGGGAUUUUCUUAGGAGUAUGUUGAGAAGAUUGGGUUUUGGUGAUAAGUGGUGUGGGUGGGUGGAAGCAUUGGUGUUUAAUAGUUUGAUGUCCAUUCUUGUUAAUCAGAGUCCAAUGAAGGAUUUAAAAGUUACUAGAGGUGAUUCGGGGGUUUGGAAAAAUGACUCUUGGGUGUGGGAUCUUGACUUUAACUGGGUGGAUUUGAGUGACGAGGAAGCCUUGUCGCUAGACGAAUUAGUGCAAAUUUUGCAUGAUGUGAAGCCUAAGCCUCAUAAAGAGGAUCACUUUGUUUGGUCGAGGGAUAAAGAUGAAUUCUCGUUAAUCCUCAACAAGCUACCCACUAGGUUAAAGUUGGAAAAGCGUGGAAUUAUUGAAGGUGCUCACAAUGUGGUUUGUCCUUUUUACUUCAUGGAAAAGGAGGAUGUAGGGCAUUUAUUUUGUUCUUACUCUUUUUCUAAUCUCAUAUGGUCCAAGUUUUGCUGGUGGAUUGGAGUGGAUGUUACUCUUUCGGGUUCUUUCUUGAAUAGGCUCCAAGAGAUGAGGAAGUUUUUGGUUCCUAGAACAAGUAUUGAGAAAGUGAAUGUUAAGCCACCGGAAGUCGAAGUAGAAGAAACACCCCCUAAUGUGGCCAACGAGUUUAAUCCAAAUGAGAUUGUGCGUGAUCCAGGAUGUAGGAAACAAAUUCAUGAGUAUGCUCCAGAUAUUCAAGACCAAGUGAGGAGGGCAUAUAUAUUGAAGGGUCCAACGCAACCAGAUUUAGCAAGAUUUCCUCGUACUCAAUUUGGGAAGUAUUCAAGAGCAUUUUGUAAAGCAUGGUAUAAGAACUAUACAUGGAUUGAAUACAGUGAGUCAAAGGAUGCAACUUAUUGUUUCUAUUGCUUUCUCUUUAAGCCGCCCGGGAGGGCCGAACACUUUGGUUAUGAAGUCUUCAACAAAGACGGAUUUAAGGAUUGGAAGCAUGCAUCUAAAGGCUUUAAAGAUCAUAUUGGUAGUCAUGAUAGUAAGCACAACUCAUGUGUGAAGCACUAUGAUGAUUAUAAUAAUCAAAGACAAAGUGUGACAAGUAUCUUUGCUAGAGCAACUAAGGAAUCAGAAGAAUUGUAUAAGAUCCGUUUAACUUGUUCUUUAGAUUGUACUAGAUAUCUCUUAGCACAAGGCAUUGCUUUUCGUGGCCAUGAUGAAAGCUAUACUUCUCUAAACAAGGGAAAUUUUAAAGAGAUGGUGGAUUGGGUAAAAUCUAAUGAUGAAAAAGUAAGAGAUGCUUUUGAUCGUGGUCCAAAAAAUUGCACUAUGACUUCCGGUGACAUUCAAAAGGAGCUUGCAACGUGUUGUGCACAUGAAGUUACGAAGGUGAUUAUGGAAGAGCUUGGUGAUAGACAAUUCUCCGUUCUUAUUGAUGAGUCACGUGAUAUAUCUGUCAAAGAACAAAUGGCGGUGAUGUUGAGGUUCUUGAAUGACAAAGGGAAAGUUGUGGAACGAUUUAUUGCUCUAUAUCAUGUCAAAUAUACUACAUCUGAGGCACUAAAGGAUGCCCUUUAUGGUAUUCUCGAUCGUCAUACGUUAUCUAUUUCAAGGAUACGAGGGAAAGGAUAUGAUGGGGCUUCAAAUAUGAGAGGUGAGUUUAAUGGUUUACAAAGAAAGAUUCUAGAUGAAAACCCUUAUGCUUUCUAUGUCCAUUGUUAUGCUCACCGUUUACAAUUGGUGGUUGUGUCUGUUGCUAGUAGUUGCUCAUCUAUUCAUGAUUUCUUUGAGUACAUCUCCUUGAUUGUAACCACAACAAGUGCAUCUUGCAAGAGAAAGGAUGCUUUGAAGGAGGCACAACACCAAGAUAUUUUGAAUAAACUUGAGAGUGGUGAGAUAUCUCAAGGAAAGGGCUUGCACCAAUCAUCUAGUCUCACUAGACCCGGAGAUACUAGAUGGGGUUCACAUUAUACUACCUUGAUUCGUUUGGAUCAGAUGUGGUCCUCCGUGUUAGAGGUGCUUAGUAUUGUUGAUGAAGAUGGACGUGGACCAUCUCAAGCGGCGGGUUUGAUAGAAAAAAUGGAGAGCUUUAAAUUUGCUUUCAUUUUGAAGCUUAUGUUAAAGUUGUUUGGUAUCACUAAUGAACUUUCAAAAAUCUUGCAAACAAAAGAUCUUAAUAUUGUGCUUGCUAUGGAAUUAGUUGAUGAUGUUAAAGCUCGAUUGGCUAUAUUGAAAGAGAGUGGUUGGAAUGAUUUAUUUAGUGAUGUCCAAGAAUUUUGUUUUACUCAAAGUAUUCCGGUGCCAAAUAUGGAUGAAGAAAUAUCGGUCCGCGAACGUUCAAGAAGAGAAGGGAGAACUGUCACUAAUCUUCACCAUUACCGCGCAGAGAUUUUUUAUGUUGCUAUUGAUAAAAUAUGUGUGGAGAUGGAUCACCGAUUUUGUGAAGGAAGUAACGUUGUGCUGGAUUGCUUCUCAUGUCUUGACCUCAAGAACUCUUUUUCCAAGUUUGAUGUUGAUAAGCUUGCUCGUCUUGCUAAUAUUUAUCAUGCAGACUUUUCUGAUGAUGACCGUGGAACAAUAAGGGAGCAACUUGAGACUUAUGUACAUCAAGUGAAAAGGCACGCUUCUUUUACUUCUUGUGAAGAUGUUCAAAGUUUGGCUAUGAAGAUGGUUCAAACUGAGAAACAUUUGGUAUUUCCAUUGGUUUACAAGCUCAUUGAGUUGGCUUUGAUAUUGCCGGUGUCGACAGCAUAUGUUGAAAGAGCUUUUUCAGCAAUGAAGAUUAUCAAGUCUAAUUUGCGCAACAAGAUCAACGAUGUGUGGUUCAAUGACUUGAUGAUAUGUUACACGGAGCGGGAGAUAUUCAAGUCACUUAAAGAUGUUGAUAUUAUUCGAACAUUCACCGCAAAGAAGUCUCGGAGAGGGCAUUUACCUGUUAAUUUUAUUUAG
This is a messenger RNA of Vicia villosa (hairy vetch), 3807 nucleotides long. RefSeq lists its product as uncharacterized. Bases 1 to 3807 code for a protein of 1268 amino acids. Gene Ontology annotation, molecular function: protein dimerization activity. The transcript is spliced from 10 exons. NCBI's taxonomy places the organism in Eukaryota, Viridiplantae, Streptophyta, Magnoliopsida, Fabales, Fabaceae. The record is from RefSeq and is a predicted model, not a curated record.